AUGGUCCUGGCCUCGGGCGCCGUCGUCGCCGUCUCAGUGGCAGUGGCUACCUUCAUCGCCAUCUACGAGUCCCCCGAGCUGCGCCAGUACGCCGACGACGUCCGCCGACGCAUCGCCAUGGCCUUCUACUCCAUGGGUGACGGCAUCACUCCCUCAGCCAGGGAGCCCCGCUUCAACAGGCCCGAAGACGCCGAGGGCUUCCUCCAGUCUCGCCGCGGUACAGGAGCAGAGCCUGGCGUCGAUGCCGAUGACGAAACCCGCCGCCGGCAGAGAGAGGAGCUGCUGUACUGGAAUGCCGUGCGGCUCCAGCAGCGGGAGCGGGAGGGCCAGCCGCGAAACUCGUCCGACCCGCCUCCCAGACCGGCCAAACUGUCUCGCGGAUCUACCUUUGACGAUUUUUUGCAGCCGGAUACCUCUGCCGAGCAAGGUGCAUACGUCUUCAACUCUGGUGCCGACACUAGGGACUAUGGCGGCCUGCGGCGUCGCGGAGAGGGCGCCCGAGGCUUCAUGUCGCCCGCUUACUCCAAUCCCUUUGCAGACGAGCAUCACAUCGAGGCCGACGAGAUCCAGGAUGCCCACCUUGCCCGCCAGCUCGCCCCCGAGCAGAGCGAGGUCAUGUCAGACAUUUACAGCGCAACCACCCGUGAUGAUCAUGAAGAGCGUCAAACUGCCACUCUGGAGCCUGUCUCGCCAGCGCCGUUGAUUGAUGUCGCUCCGCUACCCAUCCCAUCACAGUCGCCGCCACCUACCCUCGAGCGAGAGCUUGCCGAAAACGAGUUCAUGUCUGCUGGCCAAGAAGAUCGUCGCGACGUCCAUGCUACCAUCCAGGCCUGGGCCCAGGAAUCGAGCCGUGACUUUUACUCCCCUCUCCCCGUGACUCCCGUAGCACCAAUGUCUGAGCCGGACGUCAUCUCUCAAGGAGAGCUUACCCCCACCGACUCCAUUUCUCUUGUUGGGUCAGGCGAGGAUAUUGCCAAUGACGCUCACUUUUCUGAGCAUGACAGCAAUGGACGGUACAUGGACGUGAUGAGCGAGAGCGAGGGCAUGGCCACCCCGGCAAGCUGGUCGGAGGUGGGUAGCGUCAUCAGCGACAACGACGGCCCAAUGCACGCGUGA
This is a messenger RNA of Trichoderma aggressivum f. europaeum, 1116 nucleotides long. RefSeq lists its product as uncharacterized. Lineage: Eukaryota; Fungi; Ascomycota; Sordariomycetes; Hypocreales; Hypocreaceae. The record is from RefSeq and is a predicted model, not a curated record. Bases 1 to 1116 code for a protein of 371 amino acids. The transcript has a single exon.